This is a messenger RNA of Parasteatoda tepidariorum (common house spider), 792 nucleotides long. RefSeq names its product hemicentin-1. Gene Ontology annotation, biological process: homophilic cell-cell adhesion. The record is from RefSeq and is a predicted model, not a curated record. Lineage: Eukaryota; Metazoa; Arthropoda; Arachnida; Araneae; Theridiidae. Gene Ontology annotation, molecular function: calcium ion binding. Gene Ontology annotation, cellular component: plasma membrane.
GUCAAUGGUUACACUUUAACUAAAGGAUUCUUCCGCAAAGAAACACAAGUCAAUUUUGCUACAGGUGAAGUUUUGUACAUGACUCAUGUAGUUCGAGGAUUGGAUCGAAAGGGUAACCUCUUAGUCGAUAUUGUAAUAAGUGGAGAUGUUCCAGAUUUACCAUCUUCUAAUCUAACUCUGCAUCCCUUUACAGAGGAUUACAUACAGACCGGUCCAGGUUCAAUCUAUGCUCUGUCAACACGUACUUAUAAAAUUGGGGAUUAUAUUCUUCCUUAUUCAUGGAACCAUUCAAUAUUUUAUGAUGAUAGUCUUGGUGAAAUGCCUUUUGUGGUGGAAAGACUUUAUGCUGAUAAUAUUGAAAGCCAAUACGAUCCUGAUACACUAAAUAUGAAAUUUUUCAUAUCUGCUGCUAUUGGUAUAGGUCCAACUUCAGAUGACUGUUUUGAAGGUUUCAAACUGAGUUCAAAUGGAGUUUACUGUGAAGACAUCAACGAAUGUGAAAAUAAUUCAUGUUCUCAUAUUUGUAACAAUUUUCCGGGUGGAUUUUCCUGCCAAUGUUUUAAUGGAUUUGAAUUGGAUGUUGAUGAAGUUUCAUGCAUUGAUUUAAAUGAAUGUGAUAUCAAUAUUGAUGACUGCUCCACGUCAGAAGAAUGUAUAAAUACCUUGGGAUCUUAUAAAUGUAUAAUUAUUUGCAAAGAAGGAUAUAGGAGAAGUGUGGAUGAACAAUAUUGCACAGGUAUGAUUUUUGUUUUGCCCAUUACAGUUUAUUUUUAUUAAAAUUAUUUUAUUUCU